UCCCUCCCAUGCAUGCUUCUUAGAAAGCAUUCCAAAACGGUGAGUGAAUCAUUUUGUGCAGAUUUCUUGCCAUUCAACUGCAGAGCAAAACUUCGUAGAGGGAAACCAUGCCGAGGACUCAAAUUCUCUCAUCUGGGUUGGGUUCAAGUCAGGUUGUAGCAUCCUUCAGAAAUUCAAAACCCUCUGGUUAUUGCAGAUUUCAUUUGGGAUCUAUUUCAAAUCAUUUGUCAUCAACUCCUUUGGACAACAGGAAACGCUGUUGUCCAUUGCUUAAUAGAAAUGGCAUGUUACAGAGGGCACCAACCCACCUGUUACCCAAAGCUAAGGAAAAUGACAGGGCUUUGGAGAUUGAUAUAGGGGAAGAAGAGUCUACAAGAGAUUUUGGGGUUUCAGGGAAGUUCAUGACUGCAGUGGGAUUAAUAAUGGGCACUGCAGUUGGGCCAGGAAUAUUGGGUUUGCCUGCAGCAACACUAAAUGCUGGUACUCUGCCAUCAACUGUGACCAUUUUGGGCUCAUGGGUGUAUGUUAUUUCAUCCAUCUUGCUUGUGGCAGAGCUUUCUUGUGCUGUUAUGGAAGACAGAGGACUGGAAGAGGUGAGUUUUACUGGCUUAGCAAUGCAUACAUUGGGAGACAAUAUGGGAGCUUUUGUUGCAGUGGUUUAUGCAAUGUUGAACUAUGCUCUUUUGGUUGCUUGCAUUGCUGGCCUGGGUUCCCUUGUUCAGCUAUGGAUGCCCUUUUUGUCAUCUUUUGUUGCUUGUGCUGCUUUUCCUGUCAUAGUUGGGGGGAUUAUAGGAUUAGCAUCCUUUAAGGUUAUUGAUGGUGUGAAUAGGGUUUUGUGUGUUCUUAUGGUUGCAUCUAUUUCUGCACUUGUGGGAGUGGGGGUAUUUGUAAGGAGGCAAUGUAUAUGGAAUUCUUUGAACCAUGUAGUGUGGGCUCCAGAUGUUCUUUUGCCUGCUGUCCCUGUAACUGUGCUCACACUGGGGUUUCAUGUCAUAACGCCUUUUAUAUGCAAGAUUGUAGGGAGAAAACCUAGAGAUGCCUUUAAGGCUAUUAGCUGUGGUGGGGCUGUGCCUCUUGCAAUGGUCUUGUCAUGGAAUGCAGUUAUUUUAGGCCUUGCUCAGUCUAGUACCCGUUCUAGGACAUUGGAUCCAAUAAAACUUUUGCUGUCUCUGAAUUCCUCUGCUAUACCUGUAGUGCAAGCAUUUGCCUUUUCAGCCCUCGGAACAACACUGAUUGGUUAUGCACUAAGUUUUCCUAAACAGUUGUAUGAUACUCUUUGCUUGAUCAACAUGGUUGCCCGAAAGAAUUAUAGAGCAUGUUUGGGGAACUCCCCUAACAAACUGGAAGCUGAAAAAACAGUGAGAAAUUGCAAUGGUGUUCAAAAAGUUGCACAAAGAAGCAGUACAACCAAUGGAAGUGACAGAGAGGCUAGCUUGGAUGACCUGUUGGAAGGUCAUGAACUUGGUAGAAUGGGCUACCAUGGACAACCAGAAAUAGCUUUGAAAGAUUCUUCUAGUAGUGGGUAUGGAAUGCAAAUAUCUGCUUACAAGGAGCAGAACAAUGCCCAACAUGAUGGAAAUAUAUUGAACAGAAGUACACAUGAAGAGGACAGCAAUUUUUCUAGAGACUUUUCUGCUAAGAGCCUGAGAAAGAAGUUAACAUUAUCUGGCACAGAAAGUGGUAGCACUGAAAGUAAAAGUGGGACCUUGUCUAGUGAAACAGAACACUUGUCAAAUCUCAAUCAUUCAAAAUCAGGAGAGACCUUGAUGGUGUGCCUUGUUCUAGGCCCUCCCAUUCUUAUCUCAUCCUUAUUCCCCAAAGCUUUUGCAGUAGCACUUGAUUUUGCAGGGGUCUAUGCCAACUGUUUCUUGUUUGGCAUCUUACCUCCAUUGAUGGCAUGGAUCUAUCGCUACAAUAUUGUGAGAAGGUAUGUUCUGAACCACUUUAUGCAUAUAUUGAUAUGGCUUGGUAAACAUUUUUCAAUAAAUGAUGGAACCGUUAUCACCCUUCUAUAG
Molecule: messenger RNA, 2015 nt
Organism: Cryptomeria japonica (Japanese cedar)
Lineage: Eukaryota; Viridiplantae; Streptophyta; Pinopsida; Cupressales; Cupressaceae
Exons: 1
Coding region: 108-2015 (635 amino acids)
Biological process (GO): amino acid transmembrane transport
Source: RefSeq, a predicted model, not a curated record